Molecule: messenger RNA, 2214 nt
Organism: Folsomia candida
Lineage: Eukaryota; Metazoa; Arthropoda; Collembola; Entomobryomorpha; Isotomidae
Exons: 1
Coding region: 1-2214 (737 amino acids)
Biological process (GO): proteolysis
Molecular function (GO): zinc ion binding; nucleic acid binding; aspartic-type endopeptidase activity
Source: RefSeq, a predicted model, not a curated record
AUGGAGAGAGCUAAGAAGUCGAGGACGCCGAUGCGGGCUGCAGUUACGAAACUUUGCACCGAAAUCGAGAAAGAAGUGACAAAGGAGGACAGCGCCGACGACGACCUGCUUCAGGCUUACGUCAAUCGACUGGACGAUUUAAAACAGAAGAUAGCGGCCAUCGAUCAAGAGAUUUCUGGUUUACUUUUGGAUGCAGAUGCAACUGAGGCGGAGAUACAGACGGAACAAGAUUCAAAAGAAGAGUACACUUUGAAAAUGGAAGUGGCAAAAGUGAAAGCGCUCCGUUAUAUAAACUCCGACCUACUGUCAUCCAGUUCGGGCAGCGAAAUUAAAAAGAAAACGUAUAAGCUGCCGAAGACGGAAAUUAAGAAGUUCGAUGGUGAAAUUACAGAAUGGCUAGGCUGGUGGGCGCAGUUUGAGAAAAUUCACGACGACGACGAGCUUCACGACAGCGAUAAAUUUCAGUACCUGGUCCAAGCAAUGGUCCCAGGUUCAAGGGCAGAAGCUUUAGUGCGUGUUUACCCUCAGUCAGCAGCAAAUUAUCCCAAAGUCAUAAGUGCUCUGAAAGAACGAUUUGGGAAAGAAACUGUUUUGAAACGAGUGUACAUUCGAGAGUUGAUAAAGAUGAUUAUCAACAGUUCACGGGAGAAAGUGAAGAUUUCCUGGAUUUUUGACAAAUUGGAAGCUCAGAUAAAAGCUUUGGAAUCCCUAGGAAUCACACCCGAUUAUAUGAAUGUUACAUUGUUCCCCAUGGUCGAGUCAAUAUUACCAGAGGAAACAUUGAUGGCGUGGCAGCGGAGUGCAAACUUUGGCAAGGAUGGAAAAUCAGAAAACCCUCCCAGAACGGAAUUCGAUUAUUUAAUGGCCUUUCUCAAACAAGAAGUGGAGAAUGAAGGUCAGCGUUUAUUGGCGCAAGCGGGAUUCGACGUUGGAGGGAAGAGUGCCAAAGGGAAGAAAGAAAAGCAAACUUGGAAAAAUAAAUUUGCCGAAGAAGACGUCCCCACAUCAGCAACUUUGUACGUUAACCAGGGGGGAGCAAAGGCGAAAUCGGCCGAGUGCAUUUUCUGUUCGAAAACAAACCAUGCCAGCCACGAUUGUUUCAAAGCGGCGAAGAUGACCAUGGAGGAGAAGAAGCAUAAAAUAGUUGAUGGUCAUUGUUGCUAUGUUUGCUUGAAAAAAGGCCAUCAGUCUAAGAAAUGCAAGUCAUCAGUGAAGUGUGUAGUGUGCAAUCAGAGACAUUACGCAAUUAUGUGCCAAGAAGGUCAGAAGAACCGGACGACUGAGUCGCAUCAAGACGGCGUGGAAGAGAUUGUGCAAGGAGUUCACACCAUGUCCGUGACCCCAGCAAUGACCAGCUGUAAUUCGAGCACAAAGAAGAAUAAAGUUAUUCUUUUGAAGACUCUCCGUGUCAAAGUUCAUGGUGCAAACGGAGAGCAGCAACAAGUACGUGUGGUCUUCGAUACCGGUAGCCAGAGAAGCUAUGUCAAGACGUCACUUGUUAAGAAAUUGAAUUGUCCAGUCCUUGAGAAGCUGACCCUGCAAAAUAGUCUGUUCGGAGGAUAUAAAACAGAAAGCAAAGUCCGAUUCAGUUAUAAAGUGAAAGCGCAGGGAAUUCAGUGCAAAGAGAGAAAGGAUUUGGAAUUAAUUAAUGAAGAUGUCAUUUGUUCAUCGUGUCCAGCCAUUCCUUAUGGAAAUUGGAUUGAGGAACUGGCACGAAAACGGAUCUACUUGACAGACACUGAUGGAGGCUCGGAAGAAAUAGAAAUCCUCAUUGGUGCAGAUCAGUACGAGAAACUAAUGACAGGUCAGAGAUACAAGUUAAGAUGUGGACUCGUCGCGGCGGAGUCAGUUUUUGGAUGGACUUUGUGUGGUGAAUUGAACCAGGGUCAGUCGACUUUUGCUGCAACAGUCAUAUCAAUGAUGACGUGUGAAGAAAGAUCUCUUCCACAAUUAUGGAAUUUAGAAACAAUAGGAAUAAAGGAUACGGCAGAGCAGAUUUCCCAGGAGGAACGUGAUAUCGAAGUAAAGAAAGCCUUUCAACAACAAAUAACCAGAGAUGAGGAGGGCCGAUACGUCGUUCGCUUACCGUGGGUCACUGAAGAAUUGUUCUUGCCGUCAAAUAGGAUCGUGGCAGAGAAGAGACUCGUAAAUGCAACAAAGAAAUUGGAUAGUCAAAACGAGUUCAAAAGCUGCGAUACAAUUUUUAACGAGUGA